Messenger RNA from Chelonoidis abingdonii (Abingdon island giant tortoise), 5195 nucleotides. Its product is annotated as myosin-1B-like. Lineage: Eukaryota; Metazoa; Chordata; Testudines; Testudinidae. Gene Ontology annotation, biological process: muscle contraction. Gene Ontology annotation, cellular component: cytoplasm; myosin II complex; myosin filament. The record is from RefSeq and is a predicted model, not a curated record. Gene Ontology annotation, molecular function: actin filament binding; ATP binding; microfilament motor activity.
CCAUGUCGUCAGAUGCUGAGAUGUCCGUUUUUGGGGCAGCAGCUCCUUUCCUCCGAAAGUCGGAGAAGGAGAGAAUUGAGGACCAGAAUAAGCCUUUUGAUGCUAAGACAUCGGUCUUUGUGGUGCAUCCCAAGGAAUCCUAUGUGAAAAGCACGAUCCAGAGCAGGGAAGGAGGGAAGGUCACAGUCAAGUCUGAAAAAGGAGAAACUUUGACUGUUAAGGAAGAUCAAGUCUUCUCCAUGAACCCUCCCAAAUAUGAUAAAAUAGAGGACAUGGCGAUGAUGACCCAUCUCCAUGAACCUGGUGUCCUGUAUAACCUCAAAGAGCGUUAUGCUGCCUGGAUGAUCUAUACCUACUCGGGUCUCUUCUGUGUCACUGUCAACCCCUACAAGUGGCUGCCUGUGUACAACCCAGAAGUUGUGGCUGCCUACAGGGGCAAAAAGCGUCAAGAGGCCCCUCCCCACAUCUUCUCCAUCUCUGACAAUGCCUAUCAGUUCAUGUUAACUGUGGCUGACAAAGCAGCCUACCUGAUGGGUCUGAACUCAGCUGAUCUGCUCAAAGCGCUGUGUUACCCCCGAGUCAAGGUUGGGAAUGAAUAUGUGACCAAAGGUCAAACCGUGCAGCAGGUGCACAAUUCGGUGGGUGCUCUGGCAAAGGCGGUCUUUGAGAAAAUGUUCCUGUGGAUGGUUAUUCGUAUCAACCAGCAGCUGGACACUAAGCAGCCCAGACAGUACUUCAUUGGUGUCCUGGACAUUGCUGGCUUUGAGAUCUUUGAUUUCAACAGCCUGGAGCAGCUGUGCAUCAACUUCACCAAUGAGAAACUGCAACAGUUUUUUAACCACCACAUGUUCGUGCUGGAGCAGGAGGAGUACAAGAAGGAAGGAAUCGAAUGGGAGUUCAUUGACUUUGGGAUGGACUUGGCUGCCUGCAUUGAGCUCAUUGAGAAGCCAAUGGGUAUUUUCUCCAUCCUGGAAGAGGAGUGCAUGUUCCCCAAGGCAACUGAUGUGUCUUUCAAAAAUAAACUCUAUGACCAGCAUCUUGGCAAGUCCAACAACUUCCAGAAGCCCAAGCCUGCCAAAGGAAAGGCUGAGGCCCACUUCGCCCUGGUGCACUAUGCUGGCACUGUGGACUACAACAUCACUGGCUGGCUCGAGAAGAACAAGGAUCCCCUGAAUGAAACUGUCAUUGGGCUGUACCAGAAAUCGUCACUGAAAACACUGGCUUUGCUCUUUGCUGCGUAUGGUGGAGAUGCAGAGAGUGGUGGCGGUGGCAAGAAGGGAGGCAAGAAGAAGGGUUCUUCUUUCCAGACCGUCUCUGCUCUUUUCAGGGAGAAUUUAAACAAGCUGAUGACCAAUCUGAGAAGCACUCAUCCUCACUUUGUGCGAUGCAUCAUUCCCAAUGAAACCAAGACACCCGGUGCCAUGGAACAUGAACUCGUACUACACCAGCUAAGGUGUAACGGCGUGCUGGAAGGGAUCAGAAUUUGCAGGAAAGGAUUCCCCAGCAGAAUCAUUUAUGCAGACUUUAAACAGAGAUAUAGGAUUUUAAAUGCAAGUGCUGUUCCAGAGGGACAGUUCAUGGACAGCAAGAAGGCUUCUGAGAAAUUACUUGGGUCCAUUGAUAUUGAUCAGACCCAGUAUAAAUUUGGUCACACCAAGGUGUUCUUCAAAGCAGGACUUCUGGGUCUUCUAGAGGAGAUGAGAGAUGAUAAACUGGCACAGCUUAUCACCUGCACACAAGCCAUGUGUCGUGGCUUCCUGAUGAGAGUGGAGUUCAAGAAAAUGAUGGAAAGAAGAGAGUCACUCUUUUGUAUCCAAUACAACGUUCGCUCAUUCAUGAAUGUCAAGCACUGGCCCUGGAUGAAGCUGUACUUCAAGAUCAAGCCCUUGCUGAGGAGUGCUGAAGCUGAGAAGGAGAUGGCCACCAUGAAGGAAGAGUUUGAGAAAACGAAGGAAGAGCUUGCUAAGUCUGAGGCAAAAAGGAAAGAACUGGAGGAAAAAAUGGUGACUCUGCUGCAAGAGAAAAACGACCUGCAGCUCCAAGUGCAGUCUGAAUCUGAUGGCUUGGCUGAUGCUGAGGAAAGAUGUGACCAGCUGAUCAAAACCAAAAUCCAACUUGAAGCUAAAAUUAAGGAGCUGACUGAAAGAGCAGAGGAUGAGGAGGAGAUGAAUGCUGAGCUGACAGCCAAAAAGAGGAAACUGGAGGACGAGUGUUCAGAGCUGAAGAAAGACAUUGAUGACCUUGAGUUAACACUGGCCAAGGUUGAAAAGGAAAAACAUGCCACAGAAAACAAGGUGAAAAACCUCACGGAGGAGAUGGCAGUCCUGGAUGAGACCAUUGCUAAACUGACAAAGGAAAAGAAAGCCCUCCAGGAGGCCCAUCAGCAGACCCUGGAUGACCUGCAGGCAGAAGAGGACAAAGUGAACACACUGAGCAAAGCUAAAACCAAGCUGGAGCAGCAAGUGGAUGAUCUUGAAGGGUCACUGGAGCAAGAGAAGAAGCUUCGGAUGGACCUUGAAAGAGCUAAGAGGAAACUUGAAGGAGAUCUGAAGCUGGCCCAGGAAUCCACAAUGGAUUUAGAAAAUGAUAAGCAGCAGCUGGAGGAAAAACUGAAGAAGAAAGACUUUGAAAUCAGUCAGUUCCAAAGCAAAAUUGAGGAUGAACAAGUCCUGGGCAUCCAGCUGCAGAAGAAGAUCAAAGAGUUACAGGCUCGUAUUGAGGAACUGGAGGAGGAGAUAGAGGCUGAACGUGCCUCUCGGGCAAAAGCAGAGAAGCAGCGAGGUGAUCUCUCCAGGGAACUCGAGGAGAUCAGUGAGCGUCUGGAAGAAGCUGGUGGUGCCACAGCGGUUCAGAUUGAGAUGAACAAGAAGCGUGAGGCAGAAUUCCAGAAAAUGCGCCGAGAUCUUGAAGAGGCCACUCUGCAGCAUGAAGCCACAGCUGCCGCCCUCCGGAAGAAGCAUGCGGACAGCACAGCAGAGCUUGGGGAGCAAAUUGACAACCUGCAACGAGUCAAGCAGAAGCUGGAGAAGGAGAAGAGUGAACUGAAGAUGGAGAUUGACGACCUGGCUAGUAACAUGGAGACUGUCUCCAAAACCAAGGCAAACCUUGAGAAGAUUUGCCGCACUUUGGAAGAUCAGCUUAGUGAGAUUAAGACAAAGGAAGAGGAGCACCAGCGCCUGAUCAAUGACCUGAGCACUCAACGAGCUCGUCUACAGACAGAAGCAGGUGAAUUUUCACGCCAGGUAGAGGAAAAAGAUACAUUAGUUUCUCAGCUCUCAAGAGGCAAGCAGGCUUUUACCCAACAGAUUGAGGAACUGAAAAGUCACCUAGAGGAGGAGAUAAAGGCUAAGAACGCACUGGCCCACGCCUUGCAGUCUGCUCGCCAUGACUGCGACCUGCUCCGGGAGCAAUAUGAGGAGGAGCAGGAAGCCAAGGGUGAGCUGCAACGCACCCUGUCCAAGGCCAACACUGAAGUUGCCCAGUGGAGAACCAAAUAUGAAACAGACGCCAUUCAGCGCACAGAGGAACUGGAAGAGGCCAAGAAGAAGCUUGCCCAGCGUCUGCAGGAUGCUGAAGAACAUGUCGAAGCUGUGAAUUCCAAAUGUGCUUCUCUUGAAAAGACGAAGCAGAGGCUGCAGAAUGAAGUGGAGGACCUGAUGAUUGAUGUGGAAAGAUCUAAUGCUGCCUGCGCAGCUCUGGAUAAGAAGCAGAAGAAUUUCGAUAAGGUUCUGGCAGAAUGGAAGCAGAAAUACGAGGAAACGCAGGCUGAACUGGAAGCUUCCCAGAAGGAGUCUCGCUCUCUCAGCAUGGAGCUGUUUAAGAUGAAGAAUUCUUAUGAGGAAACCUUGGAUCAACUUGAAACUCUGAAGCGUGAGAACAAGAACUUUCAGCAGGAGAUUUCUGACCUCACUGAGCAGAUUGCAGAGGGGGGAAAGGCCAUGCAUGAGCUGGAGAAAGUGAAGAAGCAGACUGAGCAAGAGAAAUCAGAAAUCCAGUCUGCUCUGGAGGAAGCUGAGGCUUCACUAGAACAUGAAGAGGGCAAAAUCCUCCGCGUCCAACUUGAGCUGAACCAGGUAAAGUCUGAAAUUGACAGGAAGAUUGCUGAGAAAGAUGAGGAAAUUGAACAGCUGAAGAGAAACCAUAUCAGAGUUGUGGAGUCCAUGCAGAGCACCCUGGAUGCUGAAAUCAGGAGCAGAAACGAAGCCAUUAGGCUAAAGAAGAAGAUGGAAGGGGAUCUGAAUGAAAUGGAGAUCCAGCUGAGCCAUGCCAGCCGCCUGGCUGCAGAGGCACAGAAGAACCUGCGAAACACACAAGGAGUGCUCAAGGAUACCCAGAUACACUUGGAUGAUGCUCUCCGAAGCCAGGAAGACCUGAAGGAGCAGGUGGCCAUGGUUGAGCGCAGAGCUAACCUGAUGCUGGCCGAAAUUGAGGAGCUGAGGUCAGCUCUAGAACAGACAGAGAGGGCCAGGAAAGUGGCUGAACAGGAGCUUCUGGAUGCAAGUGAACGAGUGCAGCUCCUGCACACCCAGAACACCAGCCUGAUCAACACGAAGAAGAAGCUGGAAACAGACAUUUCCCAAAUCCAGAGUGAAAUGGAGGAGACAAUUCAGGAAGCACGUAAUGCAGAAGAGAAGGCCAAGAAGGCAAUCACUGAUGCGGCCAUGAUGGCGGAGGAGCUGAAGAAGGAGCAGGACACCAGCGCCCACCUGGAGAGGAUGAAGAAGAACUUGGACCAGACGGUGAAGGACCUGCAGCUCCGUCUGGAUGAGGCAGAGCAGCUGGCACUGAAGGGUGGCAAGAAGCAUAUCCAGAAACUGGAGGCCAGAGUGCAUGAGCUGGAAGGUGAGGUUGACAAUGAGCAGAAACGCAGUGCUGAUGCUAUCAAGGGUAUGCGCAAGUAUGAGAGAAAAGUAAAGGAACUGACCUAUCAGACUGAGGAAGACCGCAAGAAUGUUUUCAGGCUCCAGGAUCUGGUAGACAAACUACAACUGAAAGUGAAAGCUUACAAGAGACAAGCUGAGGAGGCUGAGGAACUAUCCAAUGUCAACCUCACCAAGUUCCGCAAGAUCCAGCAUGAGCUGGAAGAGGCUGAGGAGCGGGCUGACAUUGCAGAGUCCCAGGUCAAUAAGCUCCGGGUGAAGAGCCGCGAGGUUCACAAGAAGAUUGAAGGAGAAGAGUGAAGAUGUCUCCAUGCU